Messenger RNA from Paramecium sonneborni, 1169 nucleotides. NCBI's taxonomy places the organism in Eukaryota, Ciliophora, Oligohymenophorea, Peniculida, Parameciidae. The record is from the annotation of a GenBank genome assembly.
AUGUUAUCUACAUCUGCAUCUUCAGUUUCAUAUAGGCAAAAAGGAAAGUUGCCUUCUGCUAAUAGUAAACUAUACAAAGGAUUUGUACAUGAUGCUACUAGUAAAUUGUCGGUAGGAUCAAUACCUGCGAAAUUGGAACUUAUUAUAUAUAGAGAUUAAAGCACAAAAGCAUUUGGAUCUAGUGAACCAAGAUUUAAAUAAUAAAUGCCUGAUAAUCCAGGUCCUUAAGAAUAUGAUUGUGGUUUAUAUUAGUUUGGUAAAGUCCAAUCAGAAUCAAUUUCUAAUAAGGGAACUGGAGGAUUAGCAUGUUCUUAAGAAAGAAAUGUUUUUGCUCCAAAAUAUGUAAAUUCAGGUCCUGGACCUGGAUAAUAUAAUUCAAAUCAAAGCCUUAAUUCUUCAUAGUCAACUAACAAUCCUUCAUUUUUUAUGAGACAAUAAUAAUAAAAGAGUGUUGAAAAGGUUGAAGUGAUAAAUCCUGGACCAGGAGAGUAUAAUUACUGUAUUAAAUUAGAUAUGAUAUGCCUCAACCUAAAAAAGCGAAUGUAGUUAAAUAUGUGUUUUCAUCUAAAACCUUAAGAGGUUAAUUUCAAAAUAAACCAGAUAAUCCUCCUCCAGGUUAAUAUGAAGUCUAAAAUUAAUUAUCAAAACCUGAACAUAAAGGACCAACAUCAAGUUAAAUAUAUUUUUAUUUAGGUUUUUAUCCUGAUGGAGCUUAACUAAGAGAAAUAACACCAUAAUAACAAAUAGUAGCAAUGAUGCUAAACGAUAAAGAUAAAUAAAAUGAUAAAAUAUUACCAGGACCUGGUGAUUAUGAAAUUAAAUUUCCUACUUUUGAUCCAGAUUAUAUUGUAAAAAAAGAAUUAUCAUCUUUUGCAAUUCAACCUGGAAAAGAUCGCUUUGGAAGAUAAGAAAGAGAAUAAGAACCAGAAAAAAUAGGACCAGGUAUUUAAAAUAAUAUAUAUAAAAUAAAAGGAUCUUAUUAACUGCCUAGUAAAUUUGAUGAAAUAGCAAAAGAUAAAUUGUUAGUCUCAGGUAAUGUGUUCAUGUCUGAGAGUUUAAGAUAACCAUAUGGAGAUUUUGAUAAGAAAUUGGGACCUAAUCCAAAAAGCCCUUAUAUUUUACCAAAAAAAAAGAAUUUUCAUUUUAAUCUACAAAGAAAAUGGGUCUGA